Capsicum annuum is the source of this 321-nucleotide messenger RNA. RefSeq lists its product as uncharacterized. The record is from RefSeq and is a predicted model, not a curated record. NCBI's taxonomy places the organism in Eukaryota, Viridiplantae, Streptophyta, Magnoliopsida, Solanales, Solanaceae. The transcript has a single exon. The coding region runs from base 1 to 321 and encodes 106 amino acids.
AUGGCUUUGAGCCAAUUAUUUCAAUUUGCAUGCACUAUAGUUUUAGGACAUGGCAAUAAUAAUAAUUCAAGUCAAGAAAAAGUGGGUAAACCAGGAACAACCAGUUUAGAUAUUCACGACAAAAUUGCUCAGAAGAAAAAGAUGAAUGAUUUUCAAAUGCCACUUCAUUAUCCAAGGUACAAGAAGGGAGAUUAUGAGAAAAUGGAAGAAUGGAAAUUGGAUACUCUUCUCAAGCAAUAUGGAUUCUUUAAUUUUGAUGGGACUUUGGAGGAAAAAAGAAAAUUUGCUAUUGGUGCAUUUUUAUGGCCUGAUCAACUUUGA